AUGGCAGAGCAUGCAGAGUCGCACGACCUGCUGCUCACCACUGCAGGCGCUGAUGGCAUGGUGAAGAUCUUUUCAGUGGAGUCGCAGCAGCAGCUGAGGUCAGCGCGAGUUGGCAGCCUCCCAUUGGCCAGCAUGGCGCUGCUGCCGCCCCUUCCUUCCCACUGCUACCCAUCAGUGCUGUUGGGCUCAUCGGACGACCACGUGUGGCUCUACUCACCUGACUUCGGCCGAUGCCUCUCCAAGGUAUGCCAUGCCCCUGUGUGCCAUGCCCUUGUGUGCCAUGCCCCUGUGUGCCAUGCCCUUGUGUGCCAUGCCCUUGUGUGCCAUGCCCCUGUGUGA
This is a messenger RNA of Closterium sp. Yama58-4, 339 nucleotides long. Lineage: Eukaryota; Viridiplantae; Streptophyta; Zygnematophyceae; Desmidiales; Closteriaceae. The record is from the annotation of a GenBank genome assembly.